CCUCUCUUUCCGUUCUUUAUAAGAGGCUCAUCGCUUUGCCAAACUCCCUCUCUCUCUCUCUGGUCUCAGAGAGGCUCUCUCCUCGUUAUCAUGAAAUCUGAACAAGAAAAAGCCGCCUAAAAAAGUUCAAAGAGAAAGGAAAAGGAGUCUGUAAAACCAAAAACCAUGUCUCAGGCCGUAUUUCAAACCGCACAAAUUAUGCCUCUCGGUUAUCAGAUUCCCAACAAAACCUUCUCACCAUCGACAUCUUCUUAUCCUCACCCUUCUCUCUUUGUUCCUCGCCGAAUCCAAUCUCCCUCUAUCUCUGUCGGAAAGCCCCGGAAGCUUGUUUUGGAUAUCAAAGCCUCGUCUUCGUUGGUUGACUCCGACCCAAUUGCACAUCUUGAGCGCUGCUUCAGUGUCUCGCCUGAUUCCGGUGUGGGUUCGGCUUCUUCGUCGUCUUCUCGUAUGACCGCUCCUGUUAUGAAAGGUCAGUAUGGUGCUUUCGGAGCUGUGACGCUUGAGAAGUCGAAGCUCGAUAUGUCCUCGAAGCAAACCAAGUCCAGUCCUGAGACUGCAAUUGGGGGAGGGGGUGGGGACAUUGGAAAGAAAAUUAAUCAUGGUGGUGGCGAUGGAGGUGACGACGGUGGUGAUGAUGAUGACUAUCUUGGUGACUUUGAUGAUGGAGAUGAAGGAGAUGAAGGUGGAUUGUUUAGGAUGCGGCUUGUUUUUGAAGAGCUUUUUGAUCGAAAAUUUGUAGAUGCAGUCUUGCGUGAGUGGCAUAAAACAAUGAUGGAUUUGCCUGCUGGGCUCCGUCAAGCUUAUGAAAUGGGCUUGGUGAGCUCUGCUCAAAUGAUGAGAUUCCUCACAGUCACUGCAAGGCCAACCACUGCGAGGUUUAUUUCUCGAGUUCUUCCAGAAGGGGUUUCUAGGGCAUUCAUUGGGAGGAUGAUUGCAGAUCCAGCUUUUUUGUAUAAGCUUCUUUUAGAGCAGUCUACUACAAUUGGUUGUUCUGUUUGGUGGGAGUUGAAGAAUCGAAAAGAAAGGAUAAAGCAGGAAUGGGAUCUGGCACUUCUUAAUGUGCUUACAGUAUCAGCAUGCAAUGCUAUUGUUGUUUGGUCACUUGCUCCUUGCCGUUCGUAUGGGAAUACUUUCCGGUUUGACUUGCAAAAUACACUACAGAAGCUUCCAAACAAUAUUUUUGAGAAGAGCUAUCCCCUUAGAGAAUUUGACUUGCAAAAAAGAAUUCAUUCUUUCUUCUACAAGGCUGCAGAAUUGUGUAUGGUUGGUUUAACUGCUGGAGCAGCCCAAGGUGCUUUGUCAAAACUUUCUGCCAGCAAGAAGGAGGAAAGGUUAUCUGUGACAAUUCCAACUGUAAGUACCAAUGCUCUUGGAUAUGGGGCUUUCUUGGGACUUUAUGCAAACUUGCGUUAUCAGUUGUUAUGUGGAAUUGACAGAGCAUUGUUCAACUAUUUUGACGUUAUUGGAGUGGCAGUCUUCUUUAGCACAGCAUUGAGGCUUCUGAAUGUUCAAGUUGGAGAGACAUCUAGACUGGCUUGGCUUGGAAUAGAGGCAGAUCCACUGGUUCAAUCGGAUAACCUGUUGAAGGCAUACAACAGGCCAUCUGAGGCUGUUGCCAAGACUUCAUCAAACUGGUUCAUUUCAAAGAAUGCUGUUGUUUCUGGGCUAGGGCUUCUUGGCAUAAGGCAGGGGAACAGUGACCCUGCAGCUGAACGGGAGGCUGCUCCUCCGGCCAAAGCACGAAGGAAGAGAGUUGUCAGAAAAAAGAUGAGUACGAAUUCGGCAUAGAAAGUAAUCGUCUUCUCAGUAUCACGGACCAAUUUUGUAGCCCAAUUAAAAUCCAGUGAACAGAAAUUGCUGCAAACCAUGGAAGUAAAAGCAACAGAGCAGUCAUGUAGAUGGUGAUUUUUUUUGCUGCCGUUGCAGAAGCUAUUUGAAUGGCGCAUAUUUGAUAACUGUGAGAGGCCCAUAGGGAGAGAUUUAUUGAACACGUUUUCAUGUUUUCAGGUUAAUCAUUAGUCUAAUGAAAAUUAUAGUUUUCUAAGUUCAAAAUAUUCAUUUAGAAAUCUGUAAUAGAUUAGAAGUUUGUGCUUCAAUGGGGACAUAAUUUCUUAUUGGCACAUGACUCCCGAACCCAAUGUUUACUUUACAUCAUGGUGAACUUAAUUCGGACGCAGUGUUCCUUUCUGAAUCCAUCUGCCCAAUUUGAGGCAUAUAUUGAAUAAACUGCAGUAGUCCCUUUCACCUUUAGCCCUAAA
Nelumbo nucifera (sacred lotus) is the source of this 2258-nucleotide messenger RNA. RefSeq names its product protein RETICULATA-RELATED 6, chloroplastic-like. The record is from RefSeq and is a predicted model, not a curated record. NCBI's taxonomy places the organism in Eukaryota, Viridiplantae, Streptophyta, Magnoliopsida, Proteales, Nelumbonaceae. Gene Ontology annotation, cellular component: chloroplast inner membrane. Gene Ontology annotation, biological process: plant organ development.